UUUACGCCAUCGUCAUCCGAAAGAGAUUUUCUCUGCAAAUUCCUUCCACUUCCAGCGAUUCCAUCGUUUGAACUUUUGAACUUCAGACUUCGAAUGUGAUUUUUCACAAGGACGAAAGUACCCGGGAAAACGACAUCGGUGAUUAGCUGAUUAUUAUCUACUUGUAACCGUUUGUUUCUUUCCCGAUUCUUAUAUAAGCAGAAGGAGCCCUUCUCGACGUUCUCGUCAAGCGCUGGUUACUCGGUUUCGAGCAGAGCUUCAAAACCAGAGCUGCAAUGGCGCUUGGUUCUUUUACGGUUAUACCCCUAACUAGCCAUUCUAUGGGAAUGAACUCGGCUGAUUCUCUCGGACCUAACGUUGAAAUCAAGGUCAAUUUUAUUGGAUGAGCAGAGCCAUACUAUCUGAAACUCCAAUAUCAAGUUCUGACAAAAUAAGCUGAUCACUCAACAGAACGGAAUUAAGCUGGGAAUCAGAUGACCAUCACAGCAUUCUUUGAGACCGUAAUUAUGAAGAAGAAAUAUUUACACUGUAUAUGGAUAUGCAGGAGAAAGCAUUUUGGAGUAUGUGAUGUUAUGGGUGCAAACUUUUAUCAAGGCCAUGAGUUGUCAUAUAAUACCCCUGUGGAGAUUGAUAAUAUAUGAAAGGAAAAUUGAGUGAUGGAUUUUAAGAACCAAAGGCAACAAGAAUUAGGAACAUUUUUUGUUUCAGAGCUCAAUCUUCCUCGCACAAUGAACCUAGAUAUCACAGAAACUCUGUCAUCAAGUUUUGAGUUGGAUACUUCUGUCAUCUCCUGUACGGAGUUUCUGGGUGCCGACUGCGGGGACACUUUACCUAACAAACUGGAGGUGGACGAAGAACAUGAUUCAAGAUCCAAGCGUCUAAAACUAAUGGCCCCAGCUAAACACUGUUCUUAUCUCACCAUACCAGAAAAUUUGAGUCCUUUAGGAUUGACUUUGAGAAAAACUCCAUCUUUCUUGGAUCUUCUGGAAAGCAAGUUAUUUUGCUCCAGUUUUUCAUGUUCUGAGAAAAGGACAAAUCCAAAUGAUGGUGCCAGUGCUCCACUAAUCAAUGGGAAGGCAAAGGCUUCUAACUUCUCUGCUUCACUCCUGAAAAUUGGCUCUUGGGAGCGUGUUUCACGGUACGAUGGGGAAGUGGUGGCAAAAUGUUACUAUGCAAAAAGGAAACUUGUAUGGGAAGUAUUGGAUGGAAUGCUCAAGAACAAAAUAGAAGUGUUAUGGUCUGAUAUAGUUUCCAUCAAAGCAACUUGCAAUCAUAAUAUGCCUCAGACACUUGAAAUAGAGUUGAUGAAUCCGCCUUUGUUCUUCCGGGAGACAAAUCCACAACCUAGGAAGCAUACUUUGUGGAAAUCUACUGGUGAUUUUACUGGUGGGCAAGCAUCAAUCUUCAGGAGACAUUUUCUGCAAUUCCCUCAAGGAACUCUACAGAAGCACUAUGAGAAGCUUUUGCAGUUGGAUGACAGACUGUUUUCCCUUAGCAAGAAACCUUACCCUUCCUUUGAUUCCCCAUUUUUUGAUCUAGAUAAGGUACAAAAUCAUCACCCAAAUGAUUAUAAGUCAUUCAGAUUGGAGGGACAAAAUUCAAAUCUUCCAACCGAGCUGCUUGGCUCUGGGAAUAAUGAUGGCUAUUUGGAGGAGUUCCAUUGCUUCACCAUCUCAAAAACAAAACUUCCAAGGCAGGAUUUGAAUCUAGAAGACAGAACUGUUGCUUCUGCUGAAAUAGGACAUGAUAACAGUUGUUUAGCUCAUGGUACUUCAGUCUCAAUUGAGAAAGCAUUCCCCACUGUAUUUGCCUCGUUACCAUCUUCAAUGCCUGAUUUUGGUGCAGUAAGCUUGACCAAGUGCUACAAGUAUAUGAACAAGAGAACAUAUGAAGGAAAAGAGAUAUUGGGCUACAAUCUAGCCAUGUCAGAGAUUCCUGAAUGUAAACUCAAUUCAAAGGUAAAAUUUGACUCCACCUCUGAUUUGAAACCAAAUUGCUGGAUCUCAGAGAUUCAAACCAAUUGGAAUCCAAUCAGUUCAUGGAAAGGGGUUGGUUACAAACGUGAGAUGGAUAUGUACUUCAGUAGUGGAUUUUCUUAUUCUGAACAGAUAGGUAGCACAGAAAUUUUGGGCAACUGUGAUGAAUUAUUGGCAAAUAUAUCUUGUGCCACCACCUUCCCUGUUUUUGUUGUAGAGGAUGAGGAAGUACCUAAAAGGUGGUAAACGAAGUUGUUGACUGGGUACCAUGGAUUUGAACAAGUAGAUGACUGGUGGGUACCAUGGAUGUAACCAACAUAUUUCAUACACGUUUGAAAGUUGCUUCUUUCUUUUCUUUUCUUUUUAUUGUUCUUUCUGUAAUUGAUUAAAGAUGUAAGUAAUGAAUUAUACAAAUAUGUACAUAUCAUAGUAUGAAAGGAAAACAGCUCCCAUUGAUUGGGUGAUGUGAUCAUCGAAGUGAUCCAUAUGGUGGAUAUGAAAGAGCUUAAUUAGAAGUGUUUAGAAAUUUGCAGCCAAUACUCUAUAGAUUGAUGUAGACUGACCUUAA
Nelumbo nucifera (sacred lotus) is the source of this 2544-nucleotide messenger RNA. RefSeq lists its product as uncharacterized. NCBI's taxonomy places the organism in Eukaryota, Viridiplantae, Streptophyta, Magnoliopsida, Proteales, Nelumbonaceae. The record is from RefSeq and is a predicted model, not a curated record.